AACUAACACCAACACAACCACAACCCAACCCAAAACUUGGAUUGGAUGGUCUUUGGCUCUGGCCUUGCACUUAAAGAAACAAAAAGCUAUAUGAGCAAUCAUUGUGAAGAGGAUGAGGUACAGCAGUGCGUAGGUUAUUAAAACACACCCUCGUCCCCCCAUUUCUUUUCAAAAUUCAAACUCAUUCACUUUCCAAAACAUCGCCCAAGUCUUCUUCCCCUCUUUCCUCCCAUCUCUGUGGCCUCUCUCUUUUUCUUUUGUUUUUUUGUCUUUUGAUGCUCCUAACUAGUUCAAAGGUACGAGAGAGGGAGACUUGUUUGGAGCUGCUUUGAAUGGAGCAGACGAACGGAGGAAUCUUUGCUAGGUGAAAGAUUUUAAGCUCAGGGCGGGGCUGAAGAGGAGGAGGAGGUAGUGGAGGUGGUGGUGGUGGAGGAUCUGAAAAUGAGUACGGCGAGAUUCAUCAAGUGCGUGACAGUGGGUGACGGAGCAGUGGGGAAGACAUGCCUGCUCAUCUCCUACACAAGCAACACUUUCCCCACGGAUUACGUUCCGACAGUGUUUGACAACUUCAGCGCCAAUGUUGUGGUGGACGGUAGUACUGUGAACCUUGGAUUGUGGGAUACUGCAGGGCAAGAGGAUUACAAUAGGUUAAGGCCUCUAAGUUACAGAGGUGCUGAUGUGUUUUUAUUAGCCUUCUCUCUUAUCAGCAAGGCUAGCUAUGAGAACGUCUCCAAGAAGUGGAUCCCAGAGCUGAGACACUAUGCUCCCACAGUGCCAAUUGUUCUGGUUGGGACCAAGCUUGAUUUACGAGAAGACAAGCAGUUUUUGAUUGACCACCCUGGUGCAACACCAAUCACAACUGCUCAGGGAGAGGAAUUGAAGAAGGCAAUUGGUGCAGCAGUUUAUAUCGAAUGCAGCUCCAAGACCCAACAGAAUGUGAAGACCGUGUUUGAUGCUGCAAUCAAGGUUGUUUUGCGCCCUCCGAAACCAAAGAAGAAACGCCACAAGCCAAAACCAUGCGUGUUCCUCUAGAUAAAUUCCAUAACGUCGGUCCUCCCUCUACUUGUUUCUCUUCUUUUAUGUCUCUCCAGGGACUGCAAGAACACUAGAAGGAAUGUUAGAUAUCUUGAAGUCUUCUGUUGCUAAGACUUCUAAGCAUUUGCAGUAUUAAUAUUCUGUUCUUGUUCUUCUCAGUGAACAUAUAUCUUAAGGAAAUUUGCUCAUUUCUUGAAGAAUAUUAUAUAUGGUCUCAUGACUAUCGCAUUACUGAAACAAAAUGUCAUUCUAGAGGUGAUAGAAUCUUUGAUGGUUA
This is a messenger RNA of Nelumbo nucifera (sacred lotus), 1312 nucleotides long. RefSeq names its product rac-like GTP-binding protein RAC2. Gene Ontology annotation, biological process: small GTPase-mediated signal transduction. NCBI's taxonomy places the organism in Eukaryota, Viridiplantae, Streptophyta, Magnoliopsida, Proteales, Nelumbonaceae. The record is from RefSeq and is a predicted model, not a curated record. Gene Ontology annotation, molecular function: GTP binding; GTPase activity.